Messenger RNA from Cinclus cinclus, 3220 nucleotides. RefSeq names its product MLX interacting protein (gene MLXIP). Gene Ontology annotation, molecular function: protein dimerization activity; RNA polymerase II cis-regulatory region sequence-specific DNA binding; DNA-binding transcription factor activity, RNA polymerase II-specific. Gene Ontology annotation, cellular component: nucleus. Gene Ontology annotation, biological process: regulation of transcription by RNA polymerase II. Lineage: Eukaryota; Metazoa; Chordata; Aves; Passeriformes; Cinclidae. The transcript is spliced from 17 exons. The record is from RefSeq and is a predicted model, not a curated record. The coding region runs from base 147 to 2900 and encodes 917 amino acids.
UCCCCCAUGCCGGCAGGGACAGGGCCGCUCCGUCGCCUUUAAGCGCGGCGGGGGCCGGCGCGGGGCGGAGCGGGGCGGUGGCGGCGCAGAGCGGGCGCGGGCUCGGGCUCGGCCGCGGCGGCAGCAGCAGCAGCAGCAGCGGGGCCAUGGCCGCCGACGUGUUCAUGCGGCCGGCGCGGCUGCUCGGGGCGGCGGGGCCGCUGUCCCCCCGCACGGAACCCGACGAGGACUCGUCGGACACGGACGACGGCGGAGCGUCGCCGGGCGGGGGGCGGCGAUGCGGCCCGCGGCGGGGGCAACCCCCGGGCCCGCAGAUCAUCCACUCGGGGCACUUCAUGGUCUCGUCGCCGCACAGCGAGCACCCGCCCAAGAAGGGCUACGACUUCGACACGGUCAACGAGCAGACCUGCCAGACCUACCAGUUCGGGGCGGCCCGCGGCGGCAGCGGCGCCGGCGGCCGCCUCAGCAUCGACGCGUCCCUCACGAAGCUGUUCGAGUGCAUGUCCCUGGCCUACAGUGGAAGGUUGGUUUCGCCAAAAUGGAAAAAUUUUAAGGGAUUGAAGCUUCAGUGGAGAGAUAAAAUCCGUCUCAAUAACGCCAUCUGGAGGGCCUGGUACAUGCAGUACCUGGAGAAGCGCAAGAACCCCGUGUGCCACUUUGUGACCCCUCUGGAUGGCUCCGUGGAUGUCGAUGAGCACCGGCGGCCAGAGGCCAUUGCAACAGAAGGGAAGUACUGGAAACGAAGAAUUGAAAUAGUCAUUAGGGAAUACCACAAGUGGAGAACAUACUUCAAGAAAAGGUUACAGAAACACAAAGAUGAAGAUCUUUCAAGUUUGGUCAGGGAUGAUGAUGUGGUUCUCUGGCAAAAGAGAAGGUAUGGCAGAGAAACCCCAGUCCCCAUGGAGGAAGGCAGCCUCUUGGAUGCAGACAUGCUCAUGUCCGAGUUCACCGACACCCUGUUCUCCACACUCUCCUCACAUCAGCUGGUUUCCUGGCCAAAUUCCAGGGACAUAGGACACUUAGGAAAUGCUGACAUGAUUCAACCAGGGCUUAUUCCUCUCCAACCAAAUUUUGAUUUUAUGGAUACUUUUGAGCCUUUUCAGGAAUUAUUCACGCCCAGUCGCUCCAGUAAUUAUUUCCCUUCCGUGUCUGCUGUCAGCUCAGCUACCACAGACAGCAGCAGCCACUCCUCCCAGUCUCCUGUCCUGACAUCGGGUUCGUUGCCCAGCACACUUCCAGCAGAGAACAUCAGCGAUGGACUGAUUCCUUCCUCAGUACCUGCUCCUGUCAUUCCUGACGUCGUUGCUGAUCAGUGUUCCAGCAUUAGAAGUGGGGGACCUUUCAUCCAGCCGGCAGACUUCCCUCCCGACUCGUCUCUCAGCGGGCCACAAACUUUUAUGUCAGUGUUCCAGCCGGCGCUGCCGCUGCUGCAGCCCACGAGUGCCCAGCAGCAGUCCCCGCUGCCCGCGGUGCCGCUGAGCUCCAGCCCGGGCCCCGCCCCCGCCGCCUUCGCUGCUCCAGAAACCCCCAAGUUCCUCUGUGAAUCCUCUGUCAUCACUCACACGGCUUCUGCCACGCUGACCCACAACGCCCCUGCCACCACCUUCAGCCAGAGCCAGAGCCAGAGCCUGGUCCUGGCCACGCAGCAGCCGGGGGCAGGAGUGCCUUGUAACCUGGCCUUCCAGACUGCUGUAGUGCAGGGGCAGCCCCGGCCCCAGCUGCAGUCCCAGCUGACAUUUGCACUCCCCAAACCUGUUCCUCUGGCCAGUGCUGGGACAAGGCCCAAACAGUCACAAAAAAUAGUGCCUGCUCCGAAGCUUGAAACAGUGUCCUUACUGGUAAAGAAUGCCUUCAUCACCCCAGCUGCCUUUCAGGGACAGUCCAGAGCUGUGAUUGUAACUCCAGCACCUUUAAAAAGAGAGGGGAUUUUGACGCCAGCCACGUCUCAGUCUAAUGUUGCAAUUGCACCAGCUGGAAUUGUCAGAGCUCCCGGGGUGACGGAGUUCCGUAGUAACAUUCUGGUUGGUCCAGCACAGCGAGCACCAAGUAGUCAACAAAGCCAGUCCACAGUCUCACAUCUCUUCCCUCCUAGUGUAGUCCAGGAUGUGUUGGUGAAAGGAGAGCACAUCCCUUCCCACUGUUGCAGUUCACAAGUUCCCUCACCUACACCUAGCCGGGACUGUCAGAAUUCAGGCCAGGCUUCCCCCUGCACCUCUGAGCAGAGCCCCAGUCCACAGUCACCUCAGAGCAGCUGCUCAGGAAAACCUGCCACUGACCCUACUAUGGCUGCACUUAAGAAUCGAAGGAUGAAGCAUCUUUCAGAACAAAAACGAAGGUUUAAUAUCAAGAUUGGUUUCAGUGCUCUGAACAGCUUGGUGUCAGCCAACUCCAAGUUGAUCAGCCAUGCCAUCACGCUCCAGAAGACAGUGGAAUACAUCUCCAAGCUGCAGCAGGAGAGGACACAGAUGCAGGAGGAAACCAGGCGCCUCCGGGAGGAAAUCGAGGAGCUGAACGCCACCAUCCUUUCUUGCCAGCAACAGCUGCCUGCUACAGGGGUUCCUGUAACACGGCAAAGGUUUGACCACAUGAGGAAGUUGUUUGAUGAGUACGUGAGAAGCAGGACAUUGCAGAACUGGAAGUUUUGGAUUUUCAGCAUUAUUAUUAAGCCAUUGUUUGAGUCCUUCAAUGGGAUGGUUUCCACAACAAGCUUUAAGGAUCUGAACGACACUGCACUGGCCUGGUUGGAUCAGCACUGUUCUCUUCCUGUUCUGAGGCCAAUGGUGCUGAACACCCUGUGGCACCUGAGCAGGAGCACCUCGAUCCUGUCGGAUCCGUCGCGGCUGCCGGAGCAGGCACGGGAGGCCGUGGCGAAGGUGAACAAGAGAGCUGGGGAGACCUAACAACCAAAGACACUGAGGUGCUUGUCCCAGGGGUGGAGAAGCUGCCAGGCCCUGCCUGCCCAGGCUCCUCCAGUCAGUGCACUUUAGAAAGGAUUCUCUCCAUCACCCGACACAUUGUUCAGGGUACCUGGCCCUGCCUUGUGAAGAGGUGCAGGUGAUGCAGUUGUCAGAACGUUUGGGUUCCUCUCCAGUGCUGUGCUGUGCUCUUGUCACGUGGGAGAAAAAAAAAAAACAACAAAACACCAAGCUCAGGUAAACUCAGCAGGUUUGAGCCCUGCAGGCAGCAAUAGAUCUCCAUCAAUGCAUCCUUAUGCAACUAA